Molecule: messenger RNA, 1425 nt
Organism: Neoarthrinium moseri
Lineage: Eukaryota; Fungi; Ascomycota; Sordariomycetes; Amphisphaeriales; Apiosporaceae
Exons: 2
Coding region: 1-1425 (474 amino acids)
Biological process (GO): glycerophospholipid biosynthetic process
Cellular component (GO): mitochondrion
Source: RefSeq, a predicted model, not a curated record
AUGUCUCCCGAACCUCAACAACCCGCCAAGCCCUCUUUUCACAGAGGCAGCUUUGUCGAUGAGCUCGAGACCGCCCGCAAAGACUUGACACAGAAGCUAGUCACCGGCCAGUCUCCAUCUGAGGCUCGAUCGGCUUCGUCAGCAGACUCUCUCCCAGCUUUGACGCUGUCGUCAUCAGGAGAUUCGGCCUCUUCCUUGAGCCCUUCUAUGAGCGCCACACCCUCCACACCACCCACGGAGCCGACAUCGCCGCCUGAGGAUCUGGUUGCAGACAGUUUUGCUUUCGCCUUCGAUAUCGACGGCGUUCUUAUCCGGGGUGGACGCGCAAUUCCCGAGGCCGUUGAGGCCAUGAAGGUGCUUAACGGCAAGAACGAGUAUGGAAUCAAAAUUCCUUACAUCUUUCUGACCAACGGUGGUGGCAAGUCCGAGGCAGAAAGAUGCCGUGAUCUGUCCAAGCAAAUGGAGAUUGAUAUCUCGCCGUCUCAGUUCAUCUGUGGACACACUCCCAUGUCGGAGAUGGCUACCAAGUAUGGUACUGUCCUCGUCGUCGGUGGUGAGGGCGAGAAAUGCCGUAUGGUCGCUGAGUCAUAUGGCUUCAAGGAUGUUGUCACUCCGGGCGAUAUCAUCAAGCACAACAGCGCGACUACUCCUUUCCGCAAACUUACUGCCGAGGAGCUUGCCAACUCUCGUGAGCGCGACUUCACCGAUGUGACCAUCGAUGCUGUCUUUGUCUUCGCGGACUCUCGCGACUGGGCUGGCGACCUUCAAAUCAUCCUUGACGUUGCCAUGUCGAAGGGUGGUCGCCUCGGUACCACCUCCGAGACCUUCGACGAGGGCCCGCCAAUCUACUUCUCCCACAGCGACGUCCUCUGGUCUGCUGCCCAUGACGAUCCUCGUCUUGGCAUGGGUGCCCUGCGGGGCAUUGUAGAAUACACGUUCAAGGAGGUUACCAAGGGCAAGACCUUGACUACUCAUGCUUUCGGCAAGCCUCAGAUUGGCACUUUCGAGUUCGCUACAAGACUUCUGCAAAGAUGGCGCAAGAACGAGCACAACCUGGAUUCCCCACCCGAGACUGUUUACUUCGUUGGUGACACUCCCGAGAGUGACAUCCGGGGUACCAACAACUAUAACACUCAGGCCAAGAACGACUGGUACAGCAUUCUCGUCGAGACCGGUAUCUACCAGCAGGGUACUACACCUACCUACAAACCCCGUAACACUGUUCCCACUGUGCUUGAUGCUGUGAACCACGGCAUCAAGCGUGAGAUGCAGAAGAAGAAGUUCAACGGCAAGCUGGGUCUGGCCGAAAUUGAGAAGAACUUCAAGCCAAGACUUAACGAUCUCCCCAACUGGCUGCUGAGCAACAGCGACUGCGCCGUCCUCAGCCCGUCUGAGGAGCGCGCCCUCGAGCUCGUCGUCUCUUGA